UCUGUAGGUUUGAAGCUGCUUCAUGUAGAAUGACAAGUGAAAAGGUUCAGCAAGUGUUGAUCUUGGACCCUCCUCAUCUACUCAAAUUUGAAGGUCCAUUUACUGAUAUUGUAACAUCAACAUUGACACUCACAAAUUCAACAGAGAACAAGGUUGCCUUCAAGAUAAAAACUACAGCCCCCAAGCGGUACUGUGUCCGGCCAAAUUCAGGAGUAAUAAAGCCCAAUGGACAAGCUAAAGUCUCUUUAAUGCUCCAACCAUUUGAAUAUGACCCUGUGGAGCGUAAUAGACAUAAAUUCAUGGUUCAAAGCCUCAUUGUCCCAGAGAAUGAAGAAUACAAUGAAGCCAUGUGGAUGAAAUGCUCUGAACAGAUCAUGGAUUCGAAGCUGCGAUGUCUAUUUGAGCUACCAGGAGCUGCUGUUGGUGGCAGUGGCGGAGAGGAAGUGUCACUACCAAACACAGAAGCCACUCCAAAAAGUGAUGACUCAAAAUCCCCUGUUGGAGACAAGUCUCCUGUCAAAUCCCCUUUGACUGAACUGAUGAUGCGGAUUGAUGACCUGAACCACUGUGGGUUCAGGCCAUCAAUCUGCAAGUGUGAAUUGUGGUGGCAGAAAUGCGUCCCCCUCAAAGGGGACUACAUGGAGAAGCAAGAACCAGCAUCUCGGGACCCAAGACUCACAGAAGCAGCAGACAUGAUCAGGAAACUUCGUGAUGAGAACAGCAGCUUGAAGCAGGAGCUUUCUAGUUUGAGAGAUUCGAUGUUGAGGCAGCGGAAGGUAGGAGAUGGUGGAGAUGAUCCCAUGGAAUCAUUCAAUAGUCAGCAUCUCUCCCAAAACUACGCUUACCAGACUGUCGCAUUGACCCCAAAAGUGAUGACAGGAUUAGUUGCUCUUGUCAUCUUCUGUCUCUUUCUUGGAAAAUUAAUCCUAUAAGCAACAUUGGGCUGCCCUGACCUGUUCAGAUUCUUCAGCAAUCACAGCCAUACCAAAAUUUGAUAAGAUGACAAGGAGAUAUCUCCUUCUUCCCUUCAUAUUGCUUUAUGAUUUCCAAUUUGGUGUCUCUUUGUCUCCCAGGUUUUUCUCCUAUCUGUUUUUACAUCUUGCAUUCAUGAGGUCUAGCCAUGUAUUUAUCCAUGCAAGUGGUUCUUCAUGUUGAAGCUCCCUGUUCCGUUUAUUAUGCUUUUGAGAAAACUUGGCUUGUAGACCCUCUGGCAUUCUGAACACAUUCUCAUUUGGCUUUAUUGUCUUUCAUCUGCUGCAUCCCUUUGAAUGGAGUGUCUAAAGAGAGGGGAUGAAGGAUCAAUGGGUAAUGAUGGACAAUGACUUACAAGAAGAAAGUGAUAGAAGGGAAAGUGGCAUACCUACUCACACCACCACCUCUGUCACAUUCUGUCACUUAUCUACAUUGUGUGAUGUUUGGUGCAGUUUAUCCAGUGAUUGAAAGAAAACACAAGGCUUCUUGGAAUCCUUGAGUACUCCUGGUCAUUGCACACUGGUCAGGAGGAACUUCUUUCAGAUUCACAUUUUGCAUGUACAUAAGUGAUUACUGUCUGAAAUCCUCCUCCCCCCCCCCCCCCCCCCCCCCC
Molecule: messenger RNA, 1585 nt
Organism: Darwinula stevensoni
Lineage: Eukaryota; Metazoa; Arthropoda; Ostracoda; Podocopida; Darwinulidae
Source: the annotation of a GenBank genome assembly